UCCAAAAAGAUCUGUUGGAACCCAACUAUCCAAGGACACUCUUAAGACUCACAUCAGAAGCAGAGCUUCUCAGACAAGUGUGGUCUGCGAGAAUGUGUGGUCUCCCCCACUUCUCACCUCAACACCCUUGAAGCCCCUUCCACCCAAAAAGAGGCCGCGACUGGAACUAGAGGAGGAUGACGAUGAAUGGGAGGCCUCCAUUGAGGCUACUGACCCUAAUGACUCCACUUUCAUUCAAAGUGUAUCAAUGACAACAGAGUCAUCGACUGUAUCACAAGCCUCACUACCAUAUGAUGUACCUAAAUAUAUUGUAUAUGAAAACUGCCUCCUCGAGUUGUUUGAGUUAUGUCCAGUGUGCAGCUCCAUGUGUGAUGUCCGGAAAACUAUACGUGGGACUUUCCUUGCUGUUGAUCAGACGUGCCACCGCUGUGAGUUCAACAGACAGUGGAAGAGUCAACCGUUCAUUGGAAGUACACCUGCAGGGAACAUUCAUCUCUCUGCAGCUGUAUAUUUUACAGGGACAUCUUUCAUCCAAAUGAAAAAGGUUUUCAAUGCAUUUGGUGUGAGGAGCAUGCGAUACCAAGCUUUCCGGAAACAUGCCAAAACCUAUCUAGAACCUGCCAUUGUUUGGAAAUGGAAAAGGGCCCAGCAGGUUGAGCUUCAAAGUUUAAGCCAGCAGAGCAAGGUUAUCAUUGGAGGAGAUAUGCGGGCAGAUUCUCCAGGCCAUUGUGCCAAAUUUGGAAGCUAUACUGUGAUGAAUCUUGAAACCAGCACAGUCAUCGAUAUCCAACUUGUGCAGAGCAAUGAGGUCGGAGGGAGUUACUACAUGGAGAAGGAAGGUCUGAAGCGAAGCCUUGCUCUUCUGGAGGCAAGUGGUGUCACAUUGGACUGCAUAGUCACAGACCGCCACGUCCAGAUUCAAAAAUACCUGAGAGAAAAGGGCAUCACACAGUACUAUGACGUCUGGCAUAUUGAUAAGGGGAUGUCUAAGAACAUUGACAAACUUGCCAAGGAGAAGGAUUGUGAGGUGGUAAAAACAAGCAACAGAGUAUUAGGAACCAUCUCUACUGGACUGCAUCAUCAUCCAAGACAGGCCCAGAGAAGGUGGCAAAGUGGACAUCUGUCAUCCAUCACAUCCACAACAUUCACACACACGAAGACCCCCUUUUUUCCAAAGUGUGAGCACAGUGAUGUCAUAGAUAAGAGGAGGUGGUUGAAGCCAGGAUCAAAGGCUUCCUACAGACUGGAGAAGGUCCUUACAAACAAGAGGUUCAUCGAGGGUGUGGAGAAACUAAGCCCUCACCACCAAACAUCCUCUCUUGAGGCCUUCCACAGCGUUGUCAUCCGCUUUGCACCAAAGAGUGUGGUUUACCCAUUCAUUGGGAUGCUUUGCAGACUCUAUCUCUCAGCAUUCCACUUCAAUGAGAAUGCCAACCGGCCACAGUCAACAAGUGCUCUGGGAGGUCCUGCCUUUAAACUGGCCUUCCCUAAAGCGAAGAAAGGGGGAUACAGCCUCAAACGAAGGAAAAUUAAGCCGACAUUCUGUAAGUAA
Molecule: messenger RNA, 1552 nt
Organism: Sander lucioperca (pikeperch)
Lineage: Eukaryota; Metazoa; Chordata; Actinopteri; Perciformes; Percidae
Exons: 9
Coding region: 248-1552 (434 amino acids)
Source: RefSeq, a predicted model, not a curated record